GGCCUUAUCAGUCCCGUCAGCCUUCGAGGCACAGUAAACUUGUUCUCUAGCGCUAUCUGAACUAGCCCCUAGAUCUCGGACGGUCCGAAGUCCAUAUUCUAGUGUGUCUGCAUGACUAACUGAAGCUGAACAAUGGCGGACUAUGUGGAACUUACCAAGGAAACAAUUAUUAUGUUACUUUCUUUAAUUUACUACUGGUUGAAGGCGAUAGUGUUGACAUUUGUGCCCACCAGUCUGCAAGCGAAGAACAUCUCUGGCGAGACCGUGUUGAUAACUGGAGCAGGAAGUGGUAUUGGGCGAUUGAUGUCGGUGAGAUUUGCAGAGUUAGGGUGUCGUUUGGUAUUGUGGGAUAUUGAUACCAAAGGAAACGAGGAAACAGCUCGCCAGUGUAAGAGUUUGGGAGCCUCGACUAGAACGUACACUGUGGAUCUCUGUAAACGGGACGACAUCUACAGGGUAGCAAGCCAGGUGAAACAAGAUAUCGGUGAUGUUGACAUCUUAGUAAACAAUGCAGGAAUGGUCACUGGUAAGAAAUUCCUCGAGAUAUCUGACAACAUGAUCCAGAAAACAUUUGAGGUCAACACGCUAGCUCAUUUUUGGACUUGUAAAGCAUUUCUACCUGGGAUGAUUGAGCGUAACCAUGGACACCUUGUGAACAUUGCCAGUUCUGCAGGACUACUCGGAGUAAAUGGUCUCUGCGACUACUGUGCCAGUAAAUUUGGAGCUGUUGGCUUUGAUGAGUCACUCAGGUUUGAAAUGGAAAUGCAGGGAAAAGAUGGCGUCCAUACCACAGUUGUGUGUCCUUUUUACAUCUCCACUGGAAUGUUUGAAGGGUGCAAGACAAGGGUGCCAUGGUUACUGCCGAUUCUUGAACCCGACUUUGCAGCCAAUAGGAUUGUAGAUGCCAUCCUCUGUAACCAGAAAAUGAUUAUACUCCCACGGGCCCUGUACUUCUUCAUGGCACUGAAAGGAAUUAUUCCAACAAAAGUGCUGUCAAUUUUAUGUCUGUACUUUGGUGCUUCCAACUCCAUGGAUGAAUUCAGAGGUCGGAGCGAGAAGCAGGAAUAGUGAAGAAUCAAAUUGAGGCGUUGGCAAUGAAAUCCAGAUAUGAACAGAUGAUACUAAGGAACUUUGAAGUAGUCCGAAGCUAAGUCCUACUGAAGUUCAGCUGUAUCAUCUAUAAAAUGAGAUUGUGAUCUGGCCGAGAGACAUGGGACCUGAAGAGGGAGAUAUUCACGGACAUGAGCUGAUAUUGAUGAUUUUGAUAGGUAAUUUCAUAGGUGGUCAAACAAUUUUGUUAAACUGGUUCAUUACAUACUAUGUAGCAGUGUUGUAAAGCUAUAUUUAGUAUUAUAUAAUCUGUUCUGGAAGAUGAAAGUAUUUAUGAGUUGUGUUGUGAUACAGAAGUGUCAUGUUGUACACUGUGUCCAUGGUAUAUGUUUAAUUCAGUAAUAAUUGUGUGGUGCUGUCUGCAGUUGUUAGGAAUUUCAUUUUCAUUGGUUAAUUUUUAUUACUAUUUUUCUUGUUUAAAUAACAGGGUUAUUUACAUAGCAACGUUAUCUGUAUGAUUUAGAUCAAAAUAAAAUCAAAACCUUUGAGAAAUUAAACAAAAAUUUUAAUUCAAAUUUUACUACACACCAAUAUCAAUUAUGUAAGUACCAGGUACUCGUGUCUCUAAGUCUCAAUCAGUAGGUCGGUAUUUACUUCUGUAAGCCAAUGAUAUAAAGCCUGUUAGUGCCAAAUGAUUUAGUAAACAGUUUUCUGUCCUAAUAUUGACUUGGAAUUGUCCCUUCAUGUGUACAGAAAGUUUACUGGCCAGUUUACCGUUUUGGUUACUCUGAAGAUUUAAUGAUGGAGUUGAUGUAUGUUGAUUACUCAGGUAUGAUUAUUAUCCUCACACAUGUAGGUCAGUAAAAUAAGAUUAUUGUGUUUCACAUUCAUUUUUUAA
Messenger RNA from Pecten maximus, 1948 nucleotides. Its product is annotated as epidermal retinol dehydrogenase 2-like. The transcript is spliced from 8 exons. Gene Ontology annotation, molecular function: oxidoreductase activity, acting on the CH-OH group of donors, NAD or NADP as acceptor. Gene Ontology annotation, cellular component: lipid droplet. The coding region runs from base 133 to 1068 and encodes 311 amino acids. NCBI's taxonomy places the organism in Eukaryota, Metazoa, Mollusca, Bivalvia, Pectinida, Pectinidae. The record is from RefSeq and is a predicted model, not a curated record.